CCCGCUCCCAGGCUGCCCCGCGGCGGCGCGGCCGGGCCAUGGCGCCGCUGACCGACCUGUACCAGCUCACCAUGGCCUACGGGCACUGGCGGGCCGGGCGGCACCGCGCCCCCGCCGCCGCCGAGCUCUUCUUCCGCCGCGGGCCCUUCCGCGGGGCCUUCGCGCUGGGCGCCGGCCUGGCCGAGGGGCUGCGCUGCCUCCGCGCCUUCCGCUUCUCCGCCGCCGAUGUCGCCUACCUGCGCUCCGUCCUGCCCAGCACCACGGAAGAUGCCUUCUUCGAUUAUUUGGCCACUCUGGAUGCCUCGGAGGUGACCCUCUCUGCUGUGCCAGAGGGCUCCGUCGUCUUUGCCAGGGUCCCGUUCCUGCAGGUGAAGGGGCCGCUGCUGGUGGUGCAGUUGCUGGAGACCACGCUGCUGUGCCUGGUCAGCUAUGCCAGCCUGGUGGCCACGAAUGCUGCCCGCUUCCGACUCCUUGCUGGCCCAGACAUGAAGCUGAUGGAGAUUGGGCUCCGUCGUGCUCAGGGGCCGGACGGUGCCCUUUCAGCCUCCAAGUACUCCUACAUUGGGGGCUUUGACUGCACCAGCAACGUCCUGGCAGGGAAGCUCUACGGCAUCCCAGUGCACGGCACGAUUGCCCACUCCUUCAUCAUGUCCUUCACCUCACUGGAGGAGGUGCAGCCCCGGGAGCUGCUGCCAUUGGCAGGAGGAGAACCAGUGGAUCUCCCAGCCCUGGCCAAGUCGUGGCUGCAGCGUGUGUGUGAACUGCUGCAGACUCCCCCUGAGAAGGUGAAUAGGGGUGAGCUGGCUGCCUUCGUGUCCUACGCCAUCACCUUCCCGCAUGACUUCCAGGGGUUGCUGGACACGUACUGUGUCAGGAGGAGUGGCUUGCCAAACUUCUGUGCCGUGGCGCUGGCGCUGCACCAACUGGGGUACCGGGCCAUCGGAGUGCGUCUGGACAGUGGGGACCUGGCCCAGCAGUCCAAGGAGAUCCGCCAAGUGCUCCAAGCCUGCGGUGCUCACUUCCAGGUGCCCUGGUUUGAGACCAUCCCCAUCGCCGUCAGCAAUGACAUCAGUGAGCAGAGCCUGGAGGAGUUCAGCCGGGAGGGGAGCGAGAUUGACAUGAUCGGCGUUGGGACAAACCUGGUGACAUGUCCCCUGCAGCCAUCGCUGGGCUGUGUUUACAAGCUGGUGGAGGUAAAUGGCUCCCCAUGCCUGAAGCUCACAGAAGACGAGGAGAAGAUGACGAUCCCAGGGGUUAAGACAAUCUAUCGGCUCUAUGACACUGCUGGUCACCCCUUCAUGGACCUCAUGGCCCUGGAGGAGGAGCCCUCACCUAAGGCGGGGCAGGAGCUGGCGAUCCGGGUCCUGGGGCAGCUUGGUGAGACAAGCAAGGUCAUGCCCACCACUGUGGAGCCCCUCCAUCGCACGUACUUCAGAGAUGGUCAGAUGUGUGAGCUGCUGCCCAGCCUGCAGGAGGUGAGGAGCCACGCACAGGUGUCCCUCAGCCUGCUCAGUCCCGCUCACCGCCAGCUUCACGAGCCACAGCCUUACCCGGUGGCUGUGACGGAGAGGCUGCACCACCUCCUCGCUGAGCUGCAGCAGGCCAGUCAGUGAGGGGUCCCCACUCACCCCCCCGCGCUGAGCACAGCCCCUGCCAGGGGCCAGCUCUUCCUCUGUGCUGUUCCAAAGACCAGGUGACUAAUUGGGAAUUAAUGGCUCUAAUGAUGUUGCUGCUGUGUGGUACUAAUCUGAGGACCCUGCAGGAACUGGAAGAGCACCCUGGGGUCCCAGCAGCAGAGCUGGGGACAGAGGGAUGGGGCAAGCAGAGCUGGAAGGCAGCUGCCCCUGUAUCCUCUGCAAGCAAUGGUCCUUCCCUGCGCAUCUCGGUGGCCUUGCCAGCCUUGCACUUUCUGCCAUGAUGGUGCUGCCUGCCUUGGUGGCCCUGCACCUUCUGCUGUGGUGGUGCUGCCUGCCUCCAUGGCCCUGCCAGCCCUACACCUUCUGUGGUGGCAGCACAUGCUGAAGCUCCUUGGUGGCACUAGGGACCGAGUCUUCAGUGCACAAGAAGGGGUCCUGUCAUGGAAAGGGCCAGCCCGUCCCUUAACCCAUGUCCUGUGGGACAUCCGUGGCAGACAUACUUUGCCCUUCCUAUUCUAGGCUUUGGCUCUGUGGCCACAUUUCAUCCCUUUCCAUUUUGUAUGCAGUCCUUGGGGCAUGGAGGCUGGCUCCAGGUAGACGCCUGCACUCUCUAACCUGAUGUUCAUGGAGGAAACAUGGUACUAAUCCCUGCAAUUAGCUUCAUCCUAAGCAAAAAAGCAAAAUAAAGGCCUUUACCCACUAUGGCUAUGGCCACACCGUGUGGCUGCCCUGGUCCUUCAAAAUACCUGUUGCCUUCAGCUUGAAUGUUUAAUGCAAUGUCCUUCACUUCACAGUUUAUGACUGAAUAAAGCUGGAAAGAAAAAGCAAGUGCUGACCCCUGAGAGCAUCUGGAGGUGGCCCCAGCAGGUGCCAUAUGGCAUCCUGUGGCUCUAAUUGUGGUGAAGUCCCCUCUAUAGGUCCACUGGGGGUAGGUCUCAUGCCCAGGCAAUGGCUGUGAAGGCUUUAUCAAAACGGGGUCAAGGAAAGUUGUUGCAAGGAAUGGGAAAAAAGAAAGGCACAGACUGCUUCUUCUCCAGAACAUGCAUAUUUUCUCUAAUCCUGCCCAAAUCUGUCAUGGGAAGAUAGUAAAUCCUUUCCUCUGAGCUUGUAAAAUGUACAGACCCAGAACUGAGCCACCUAUCAGAAAAGUACAGUGAAGGAGAGCAAGAAGGCAAUCCCCAGCAAGAUACAUCUGCGCAUCCCUAGGCACCAACCUGGCACACCUUCCCAGGAACAGCUGUGGUUUAGGUCUUUGCAGCAUAUGUUGAUGCGGAGCAGGGGAAGUAUAUUAAAAGAGCUUAACCCAG
This is a messenger RNA of Falco peregrinus (peregrine falcon), 2944 nucleotides long. RefSeq names its product nicotinate phosphoribosyltransferase (gene NAPRT). The record is from RefSeq and is a predicted model, not a curated record. Gene Ontology annotation, molecular function: nicotinate phosphoribosyltransferase activity. Lineage: Eukaryota; Metazoa; Chordata; Aves; Falconiformes; Falconidae. The transcript is spliced from 13 exons. Bases 39 to 1613 code for a protein of 524 amino acids. Gene Ontology annotation, biological process: NAD+ biosynthetic process.